AUGUCAAUAAAGUUUACAGCACAACAACUUAAUUAUCUUAUCUAUAGGUAUUUAGAAGAAUCAGGCUUCAGAUUAACAACUCUUGCCUUUAAAACUGAAACUCAAAUUGAUAAACUAGAAAUUAAUACAGAAGAAGUAGAACGUGGUGCAUUAGUAACUUAUAUUCUUAAAGGUCUACAAUAUCGUGAUAUAGAAUUACAUACUAAUUCGGACGGCACUUCAAUUAAAUGUGAUGUAACUGUACCUUUAAUUGGUAAACAUACUUGUAAAAUAUCCACAGUUUCCGAACCACAAGUUAUCAUUGCUUCACAUUCCGAUUCUUAUAGAACAAAUGAAGUAAACCAAAAUUUAAAUGACGAUAACAUAGAUAAAGAUAAAUCUCAAAAAGAUUCAACAAAAAAUCCAUUAAAUGAUGAUAUAAACAACAAUUUAAUAACAAAAUUUUUACCUGAUGAGUUUGCCAAUUGA
This is a messenger RNA of Entrophospora sp. SA101, 468 nucleotides long. Lineage: Eukaryota; Fungi; Glomeromycota; Glomeromycetes; Entrophosporales; Entrophosporaceae. The record is from the annotation of a GenBank genome assembly.